ACCGUGCAUCGCGCACCAGCCUGCACAGCACGACCCGUGAGUGACCAUGGCCGCCCCGCCACCAGCCCCGGCUCUCCUCCCCACCGCCGCCCUCCCCUCGCUCCCCGCCGCUCCGUCGUCCGCCGUGUCGCCCUCGCCCUCGCUCGCCCAGCCCGCCCAGUCCGCCAGCAUGACCCCGCUCCCGUCCACCACCACCGCCGCCACCACGACCACCCCCAAGCCCAUGGCCGGCACCAAGACCAAGGCGACCGACGCUCCCGACGGCGAGCCCAAACCCAAGAAGAAGCGCCCGGCAAAGAAGCCAGGCGAGGCCGGCCCUGGCAAAUCGUGGCGCAAGGGCCUCAAGGGCAACCUCGCCGGCGUCGGCCUGGACCCCGCCAUCGCCGCUUCGCUCCAUACCGGCGGCACCACCACGCCUUCUGGCUCCUCUCCCGGCCCAUCUCGCACGCCCGCUGCCGCCUCCGGCUCGACGACGACCUCGGCCGUCGGUGCGCCGCCGAGGCUCAACAACCAGUACGUCGCGACGCACGCGCUCCAGCUCGGGACCCCGAGGCCGCGCAGGUGGAUCAAGACCAAGAUUGCGUUCAAGCGCGUCGACGGCAAGAGCGUCGCGCUCCCGAGCUGGCAAGGAGACUCGUACUCGCCGUUCGCCACCGCCGCACUCGCCGCGCAACGCGCCACCCCGACCGCGCCCACCACCACCACCUCGCGCGACGAGCUCGCGUCCCCUCCUCCCUCGACCACGCCGUCCUCCGCCUCGGCGCCGGUCAAGGGCCGCGCCUCGUCCCACGUCGCCGCGUCGCACCUCUCGGCGGGCGCGGCGUCGCCUGCCCCGAGCCCGGCGCCGGCGCCGCCGCAGGAGCAGCCGGCGAGCGUCGGCCCGCUCGGCUACGUCGCGCCGAGGCCGCCCGUGCUGCCGCCGCCUGCGGCCUCGCCCGUCCCGGCGGCGGCAGCUCCUCCCGCGGCGGCGGCGGCGGCUGCAGCGGUAGAGGAGGACCAAGGCGCGGCGAGUGCGAGUGCGAGUGCGGCGGGCACGAGCGCAGCUUGA
Molecule: messenger RNA, 1048 nt
Organism: Rhodotorula graminis WP1
Lineage: Eukaryota; Fungi; Basidiomycota; Microbotryomycetes; Sporidiobolales; Sporidiobolaceae
Exons: 5
Source: RefSeq, a predicted model, not a curated record